This is a messenger RNA of Phytomonas sp. Hart1, 732 nucleotides long. The record is from the annotation of a GenBank genome assembly. Lineage: Eukaryota; Euglenozoa; Kinetoplastea; Trypanosomatida; Trypanosomatidae.
AUGCUCGAGGACGCCGGGGGGGUCGAACUCGUCGAAAACCUCGGCGAAUCCGACGCGGAGGGCCGGCCAAAGGUGGCCCCGUGGGCCGGAAACGCCCACGUCCCGCAGGACGUCAACUUCUACGAGAUGGGCCGCCACCCUUGGGAGGACACCCCGUCGUCCUGGCGCCGCGACGGCUUCACCGAGCCCUCCAAGGCCUACUUCGAGGCCCAGUUCCGCGAGGCCGAAAAGGCCCUCUACGAGGACGACCUCGGCGGCCCGCGGCGCUACUGGCCCUCCAAGGACGCCGUGGAGUCCACCCACAGCGAGGUCGAGGAAAGGGGCGCCGAGCUCCUCCAGCGCCGGCUGUACGGCGAACUCGCGCGCGCCAAACGCGGGGUCGAGCCGUGGGCGGCGAACCUCCGUGAGAAGGCCCUCGAGGGAAAGCUCCCCUACCGCCUCGAGGUCGCGACCCAGGCGGAGAAAAUCUACGACGACGAGUACUACCGCUGGUUUAUCAACCCCGGCCAUCACCCGAACCCCUCCGGGCUCACCCUCGGACGCCCGAAAGACUCGGACAAAUCCAUCGAGGAUCGCGAGUUGGAGCGGUUUUUGAAUACCAUGCUCGCAGGGGCAACCCUUUCGAGCUCUUCGGAGGAGGGGGAGAAAGCCCUGGGUGAGUUCGCCGAGGAGGACGAGGACGAGGACGCUACAGACACCGAAAAGGAAAAGCCGGAUGAGGAUCUGGUGUGA